Molecule: messenger RNA, 2844 nt
Organism: Puntigrus tetrazona (Sumatra barb)
Lineage: Eukaryota; Metazoa; Chordata; Actinopteri; Cypriniformes; Cyprinidae
Gene: polh
Product: polymerase (DNA directed), eta
Exons: 10
Coding region: 92-1921 (609 amino acids)
Biological process (GO): error-prone translesion synthesis; response to radiation
Cellular component (GO): replication fork; nucleus; site of double-strand break
Molecular function (GO): damaged DNA binding; DNA-directed DNA polymerase activity
Source: RefSeq, a predicted model, not a curated record
CCGCUGGAGGGCGGUGAACAGACUCGGCGCGCGACGCUCGGGCAGCAGAAGAAGAGCGCGCGCUGAGCGUCUCUCCCGAGUGGAAGUGUCCAUGGAUUUUGGGAAGGAGAGAGUGGUCGCGCUGGUGGACAUGGAUUGCUUCUAUGUGCAGGUGGAGCAGAGGAUCAACCCCGAGCUCAAAAACAAACCCUGCGUGGUGGCGCAGUACAAGACGUGGAAAGGCGGAGGCAUCAUAGCCGUGAGUUACGAGGCCAGAGCUCAUGGGGUCAGCAGGAACAUGUGGGCAGAUGAUGCCAGGAAGCUCUGUCCUGACCUGCAGGUGGCCCGAGUCAGAGAGGCUCAUGGGAAGGCUGAUCUCACGCUUUACAGGGAGGCCAGCGUGGAGGUGAUCGAGGUGAUGUCGCGCUUCGCCGUCAUAGAGAGGGCCAGCAUCGACGAGGCGUACAUGGACCUCACGGGCAGCGUCCAGGAGCGACUGAAGCACAUGAGCGUCCAGGACAUCACGCCGCAGCAGCUGAGGAGCACCUACGUUCAGGGCUUUCCACAAACCAGCGAUGGACCGAGUGAGGAUGCAGCCACAGAUAAAGAGGAGCGGCGGCUCCGGGGCCUGCAGCAGUGGCUGGAGCGUCUGUCCUCGAGCCCGGAGCUGUGUCUGACCGUCGGCGCUCUGAUCGUGGAGGAGAUGAGGGCGGCUGUGGAGGAACGCACCGGGUUCCGCUGCUCCGCCGGCGUCGCGCACAACAAGGUGCUAGCCAAACUAGCAUGUGGCUUAAACAAGCCUAAUCGCCAAACAGUUUUGCCGCUGGGAUCCGUUCCAGAACUCUUCAGCACUCUUCCCAUCAGUAAAAUUCGUAAUCUGGGCGGGAAGCUGGGGACGUCCAUCACCGAGACCCUACGGGUGGAAAACAUCGGAGAUCUCACUCAGUUCAGCAAGAUCCAGCUGGAGCAGCACUUCGGGGAGAAGACCGGGUCGUGGCUGUAUGACUUGUGCCGAGGGGUCGAGUUUGAGCCCGUGAAGCCUCGACAGCUCCCCAAAUCCAUCGGCUGCAGCAAGAACUUUCAAGGAAAAACCUGCCUGGCUACAAAACAACAGGUGCAGCACUGGCUUCAUCAGCUGGCCCUCGAGUUACAGGAACGACUGAACAAAGACAGAGAGAUGAACGGGCGGGUGGCCAGACAGCUGACGGUGGGCGUCAGGCAGGCCGGGGAUCAGAGUUUUUCUCGCUGCUGUGCUCUCGUUCGAUACGACGCCGUGAAGAUGACCUCGGACAGCCUGGCCAUCAUCAAGAGCCUGAACGCCGCAGGAAGUCACCAGGAGGCGUGGUCUCCAGCUUUGACCUGUCUUCAACUGUCAGCCAGUAAGUUCAGCGACGUUCCCUCAACCUCGUCCGGAGGAAUAGCCAGCUUUCUGUCCAGUGACGCUCCUUCGACGCAAUCGCGUCUAGCCUCGACACAAACCCCCAAAACACAGCCGAGCCCCAAGCGCCCGGGGGCCAUCCAGUCUCUGUUUGAGAAGGCGGCUGAGAAGAAGAAAGCGCCUGGGUCAUCCGGUCUCCCUCAGAGAGCUCCUGGCAUCUCCUCCUUCUUCCACAGAAAAGGUGAGGAGAAGUCGCUCCAGCUGACGGAGUCGCUCCAGCAGACGGAGUCGCUCCAGCAGACGGAGUCGCUCCAGCUGACGGAGUCGCUCGGAGCGGACGAGGGCGAUCUUCAGCCGUGUCAGCGCUGUGGACUGAAGGUGCUGGUCUGGGAAAUGCCUGAGCACAUGGACUAUCACUUCGCUCUGGACCUGCAGGAGUCGUUCUCCUCGGCGUCCAGCGGGAAGAGCCAGGCCCCGCCCCUGACCCCGAGUGGCCCGCAGGCCAAGAGAGCGCGAGUGCAGGCAAACCGCCGCACGCUGGACUCCUUCUUCAGAAAGACGUGAGCGCAGCCCCGGCCAGCUCUUCACAGCAUUUGUGCCUUUUCGAAAACUUUUACGGUUUUAUUUUUAUAUAAUAAAUACGUUGCUCGAGGGAAUGCCGUUCAAAAGCAGUUUUCUUUUCUUGUAUAGAGGCCUUGAUCUACUGAACGCAUGAAAGUAACACAAAAACAGUCACGUGGGCUAGGUUUUUUUGAAAUUGAGAAGCGGUCCGUUGAUGCAUAGUUUAUUAGGAUAUGACUAUAUUUGGAAACCGAGCGUGCAAAAAAAUUGAAAUAUUGAGAAAAUCGUUUUGAAAGUUGUCCAAAUGAAGAUCUUCAACACUAAUUCAAAAUUAGGUUUGAAUGUAUUGGUAAAAAUUUACAAUAAAGUUGUCGUUUGUUAACAUUAGUCAUGUUAGUUCAUAAAAAUACUAUCAUUCGUUGUUAGGUCAUGUUAGUUCAGUGCAUUAACUAGUUACCAAACAACUUGUGAUUGACCACAAUUAACAAAAGCUGUAGAAGUCCAGUUCAUUCUUAGCUCACGUUAACUCAUGUCAAGUGAUGUUAACUAAUGAACCUUAUUGUAAAGUUUUAUCAAAUGUACGUGUGGUAGGAAAUGUACAAAAUAACUUUGUGGAACGUAUUCUUUACUCGGUCAUCUGAAAUGUCGUUGUCUGCCUGCUCCACAUCGGAUAUCGUAGAAAUUAGCAAGAGUACAGUGCCCUGUAAUCGUGAUAUUCUGUCAGAAUUUGUUACAUCCCAUUAAAACAGUAGUUCGGCAAUGAAAAAAAAAAAGAAACUGUUAUAUGCUGUUGUGGUUAGAACAGCUAGGAACAAGCAUUGAACACACUUUUCUACCUGUUACAGUAAUUGUUUAAUGCUGGAAAAAGAAUGCAAUUCUAAUAUUGCGAUAAAAUCAGAGGGGCGUAAUAAAACUUGUUUUGCAAA